This is a messenger RNA of Helicoverpa zea (corn earworm), 3092 nucleotides long. RefSeq names its product piggyBac transposable element-derived protein 4-like. The record is from RefSeq and is a predicted model, not a curated record. The transcript is spliced from 3 exons. Bases 58 to 2274 code for a protein of 738 amino acids. NCBI's taxonomy places the organism in Eukaryota, Metazoa, Arthropoda, Insecta, Lepidoptera, Noctuidae.
GCCGACGUCAAAGAGUACGAGUACUAAAUUUGUGCGAAUCAAACAGCGAAAUAAACAAUGAAUACAGGCAGUAAACGAAUGGCGGAAUACGCCGCUACGGAACGGUCCAGGAGUGUGAGCCCCGUAGCGGAUGUAGAACGCGGUCCGAACCGGCAAAGCGCGGCUCGGCGGGCCCUUUUAUUAGAAAGGCUUAGGGCCACCCCGGUACGCGACCUAGAUUCCCCACCACCACGUUCCGACGUGGUUGAGCGUGUGGAGGCAUUGGACAUGUCAGAGGACGAGGCAGCGGAGCUGCUGCAGUCGGAUCCCUGGCAUGUGAAGAGGUGGAUGCGGGAUCUGCCGGGGGCCAGCGAGCUGCCGAGGGCCAGCAACACGGUUGUUCUUGCUCCUCUCGCGCCUAGCGCCAGAUCUGAGGUGCCUGUCGCUGCCGAACUUGACGUUCGUCCAUCAACUUCGACGGUGACAGCACUUUCACAGACGGUGCCUAGGCGUGAUGGCAGUGACUUGGACAGCGAAUUCGAUGACGAAUUCGAUGUCCCGGUCAUGCCAAUUGUCAGGGAUCUUCCUGACACCGAGGAGUUAGACGAAUCGUUACAAGAUUUGGUAAACGAGAUCGAUACGGGGAUGGAUGACGCUGCCGAUUGUCUGUUGGGUACGUCGGCUACUUUCAUGUGGUCACCGGACUUUGAUUCGUUUAGGGGUGUUCGUGGGGAGUUUUCAGGUCCUACCCCUGGGCCAAUCAAAGACUACGAGACGCCUUAUGAUGCCUUCACCGAUAUAUGGGAUGAGGAUAUCGUAAGGUUGAUCGCCACGGAAACUAACCGAUAUGCCCAUCAGACAAUCGAGACCAUGCGUAAUGCAGGGACUUUGAAACCAUCAUCCCGCCUUCAUUCGUGGACUGACACUAAUGCAGACGAAAUAAUGGUUUUUUUCGCGAUGUUGAUGUAUAUGGCUAUCGACCCGCGUACGUCGGUAACUGAAUAUUGGACAUCAGACGAAGUUCUCCAAUUACCGGGGUUCAAAAGUCUUAUGUCCUUUAAUCGGUAUACUCUGUUGAAUAAGUGUCUUCACUUUGUAGACAAUGUCGCUGUCCAGAGUCAGCAGUUGUCUCAAUCUGGAGUAUCUUGUUCAGCAGGGGUGUCACGUAGGCUGGGUAAGUUGGCACCUAUUAUUGAACAUCUCGGAAAAAAGUUCAAAGCCUUGUACAACCUAGGAGCUGACAUCAGCAUCGACGAGUCUUUGACCUUAUUCAAGGGUCGCUUGUCCUGGGCCCAAACAAUAAGGUCAAAGGCUGCGCGAUUUGGAAUCAAGUCAUAUGAGCUAUGUGAGUCCCGCACUGGCUAUAUGGCUAGGUUCCAAAUCUACACGGGCAAGGAUGACAGUUCCGACGGUGAUCUAUCACUUGGCGUUGAUUUGGGGGAGAAGAGCACGAAAGUGGUUCUUGAACUAUUGCAAGGUCUUGAACAUCGGGGGCAUUGUGUGGUGAUGGAUAAUUAUUAUAAUUGUCCAUCAUUAGCACGAUACCUCAAGAGUUUAGGCUUUGAUUGUUUAGGAACCCUUCGUGUAAACCGUCGACACGUCCCUAGUGACUUCAAGGUGUCGGACAAAGUGAAGAAGGGGACAAUUAUAUCUCGCCAUUCUGGAGACGUAUCCAUCAUUGCAUGGAUGGACUCCAAGAUGGUGAAUAUAAUAUCCACCUAUCACAGACCCGAUACCUAUAAUGGAACUAGGGCUGGUAAACCGAUGGAGAAACCGGUAUGUAUAAAAGAUUACAACAAAUCCAUGGGGGGUGUUGAUCUCAAAGAUCAAAAACUCUCCAUGUAUCUGUUGGAGCGAAAGAGAGGCGUGAAAUGGUACGUGAAAAUGUUUAAAAGGCUACUGAAUGUGAGUAUACAUAAUGCGCUUGUAAUGUACCAAAGUUCUCUGGAACGUGCAACUGAUAAAUUGCCCGUGACGCAUCGUGAGUUCCGCUAUGCGCUUGCUGAAUCCCUACUUAAACGGCAUCGCUCCUGUUCAAUAGGGAUCAGUCAGGCACCAGUGGAAAACGUGAGGCUGAGGCGAGAUAUCAUGCACGAGCCAGAACACUUGAUAGGACGUCAGAAUACAAGGAGAUGUAUGAUUUGUCAACGGCAGAAGAAAUCCAAAGCCGUUCACUCAAGGUGCGUCACGUGUGACGUAUAUCUAUGUUUUGGAGACUGUUGGAGAAUUUGGCAUUCUGCAAAAGAGCUCCCAGGCGUAGAUAUACGUGGGCGAAAACGGAAGCGCAAAGAGUGAACGUUUUUGGGGUGUGGAUGUGGAUUACGACUGUGUUUGAAUGUGAUCGUGGUCCGGGGCUCUCGCAUGAGGGUCACGUUUUGACGGGACGCCUAACCGUUUAUGUAUCUCGUUUACUACUUCUUUCGUUGCUGUUAUCGAGGGCGUUACAGCUAUCGGGGACGAAACGGUAGCGUGGUAGCGCCUUUUGUUGUCUGCAUUGAUAUAGUUAUCGGCACGGAUAUUGAGCUCUCGGCGGAAGAGUGGGGAUCGCUUUGCGCACUGUACACAUAAGGCAAUAAACCAAUAAAUCGUUUCUGCACAGGUGAAGGUCAGGGCUCAAUAUCCUUGCCGAUAACUAUAUCUGACUGAUAUCAGUCUGGGUUUGUGCAUUGUGGAUAAUAUCUUACGGGACAAAUCUGAUUUUGUAAAUAAAACCCACGAUAUGUAAGGCACAAACCUUUUUUUUUAAACAUUUGUAUGCUUAAGUUCGGCUGAAAUCAGGACAAACCCUUCAGUAUAUUAGGUGUUACAAUAAAGUGUACCUAUCUGGGUACGGUACAAACCUUUUUUUAAACAUUUGUAAAUGCUAAAGUUGCAGGACAAUCUCGUCAGUAACAAUAAAGUAUACCUAUCUUAUUUUUUCACAACAUAAUUAAUUAUGUUCUUAUUCAUAUGUACGAAAACAUUUGUAAAUGUUGCUUAAGCCUGAGUAAAAUCUAGACAAACUUUUCACUAUAAUAGCUGUUACAAUAAAGUCUACCUAUCUUAUGGUUUUUUUGUGUACAAAAAUGUAUGUUUUAUUAUUAAAUAAUUAUAUACAUUCUUUGAAAAGAAAA